This is a messenger RNA of Aspergillus alliaceus, 708 nucleotides long. Its product is annotated as alpha/beta-hydrolase. The record is from RefSeq and is a predicted model, not a curated record. NCBI's taxonomy places the organism in Eukaryota, Fungi, Ascomycota, Eurotiomycetes, Eurotiales, Aspergillaceae. The transcript is spliced from 3 exons. Bases 1 to 708 code for a protein of 235 amino acids.
AUGUCAAACAAGCCAGCAAUACUCUCCAUCCCAGGAGCGUUUGGCAUGCCAGAGUUAUACGAUGCAAUGGUGAACGCGGUAGCAGCUCAAGGCCACUCAAUACGCGCGCUGCAUCUCCCGAGCGUGGGAUACCAAAGUGGGGUCAAAGAGCCACCAUGCAUGGAGGAUGAUGUCGCGUUUAGUGGCUCAGAAAUUUCCAAGCUCGCAGACCAAGGCAAGGACGUGGUGCUCAUUACACACUCGUAUUGCGGCAUGCCGGUAACGCAGAGUACCAAAGGUUUAGGGGAGAUUGAGAGACAGGUACAGGGAAAAAAAGGUGGGAUUGUACGGCUAGCGUAUAUGAGCAGCAUCGUGCUACCCUUGGGAGCGUCGGAUGCGAGUGUCCUACUGGAUUCAGAUGCGUCAUCAAGGGAACGAAGGGUGGAGUUGAGGAUUGAUGUCUGUUGCUGCCUGCAUCACUCCGAUAUCCCGUUAUUUAAUGCUAUAUGUUUCUCAGAUUUGCCAAGGGAUGAAGGUGAGAUAUGGUCAAAUAAAAUCACGUGCUACUCUGCUUCUACAUUUCCCAUCGAACUAACCCAUGCCAAGGAUAAGGACAUUCCUGUGCCUUAUCAUUACUGCCAUUGCCCAUUUGUCAGUAAGCCAAUGGUGAUGACGGAUUGGGUGCUGGGUGUUAUCGCCAAGGGGCAGCCAAGUAAGGCUCAUCGCUGA